Messenger RNA from Helicoverpa zea (corn earworm), 2612 nucleotides. RefSeq lists its product as uncharacterized. NCBI's taxonomy places the organism in Eukaryota, Metazoa, Arthropoda, Insecta, Lepidoptera, Noctuidae. The transcript is spliced from 2 exons. The annotation marks the transcript as partial. The record is from RefSeq and is a predicted model, not a curated record.
UCUGUUUCAUAUCAAAGAGCUAGAUCGGACCGCAUCAACGCUCUGAGGAAACAAUACGAUGCAUUUCUGGAAGAAGAUAAGAAACGAAAGGAGCGGAAUGAAUUUAUUUUGGGAAAACUCGAUAAAAUGCGUUACAACAGCGCAUUGGUGCCUUUGCGACACAAGUUUCAGCCCAGCAAAUUUGUCAAUCGCCCAGAUGUAGUCGAUCGCCUAGGACACCCACUGGAGAUAUCUCCAGUUCGUGAUCUCCAACCACCUACUCUAAGUCAAAAUCAACUGAUUCCAAAUACUCCGAUUAAUAAUAUCGAAGAGACAUAUUUGAUUCAAGAAAUAAGCAAAAAAUACAUACUCAUUCCCAAGGUUAGAUCUUCAUUUACAAGCAAUUAUAUAAGAAACGAGACACCCAAACAAAAUACGGAGACAUUGCAAAUGCGAUCCGGUCAAGACACGAUCCCCAUUAACGAUUUCAACCCGACAUCUAGUGAAAAUACGGAUUGGAAGAGUAAAUAUGAAAUAUUAAAUAUAUUAAAGAAAGAAGAAAAUGAAAAGCCAGGCAAUUGUUCCACCAACGUCGUCGCUUUGCCUGAUCACAGUGUUCACGCAGACAGUGUUUUGGCAAACGAACAUGAACCUAAUAUUACUGCUCAUUACGAUAACCACGUAAAUGCAGGCCUUACUGAUUAUGCUUCAGUUAAUGGUGUUGACCAGUUUCCGGAGAGAGAUUUACCUACUGAUUCUAUAAAUUACGAAUUUUCAAACGAUAAUGAAUAUAUACAAAAUACUAAUGUAGUUGCAAACAUGGUUAAAAAUGCAAGCAGGGAAUUUAACGAAGAUGUAGAACCACAUCACGACCAAACAGGUGCAACUGGAUAUGAAUUACAAAAUAUGGCAUGCAACUCUUCAGUCGCAAAUGAUAUCGAAAUUCCGGAAGAACAUACUAAUUACUUAGCACAAUCUGUAUCAAACGCAAAUGUUACGUCAACCAACGUGAACGUUCCUUCGGAUCAAAGGUGCGAUAUUACAAGUGAAAAUAUUAAUGUUAAAGAUGAAAUUCCAGUUGCAUUUGAAUCUCUAAAAUUAAAUGAACAAAAUGAGCCAGCUGAAAAGGGUAAUUCAGAAGAGAUAUUCUAUGAGAAUGAAGAAGUAAGCCAGAGCCAGGUUUCAAACUCAUACGCACCAGCUACAGAAAUUAAUUUGAAUUCGUCACUAGUAAUGGCUGUAACAGAUCCUGUUCUAGGAAAUGAAACUGCAACAGAAAUAAGUUGUGACCAAGAAUUUAAACACAGUAACGAAAUUCAAAUGAAAAGUGAUGUCAAUGUUGUUCCAAAAGAACAAACUAACCUAAACACUGAUACCGGUACAUUGGAACAGACUGAUUCUGUAAUCGACCAAUCCGACCCCUUUAUUGGACAAACGGAAUCCGCGAUCGAACAAACCGAACCCAUUAUUGAACAAACGGAGGAUCCAACGUAUGUAGCUGAAUCUAUAGCAGACUUUGAAGCUGAACAAAGGGAAAUGUUCUAUUCAGAACAAGCAGACGAAAAUUAUGCUCAUCAGCAAGGUGAGGGUGCAACUCCUUAUGAUUACUCCCAAAAUGAGUAUCCCAUAGAUCAAGAAUAUGUUUAUGGCGACCAAAAUGCUGCAGCUUUAACUACUGAAUUAAAUGAUGAAUUGGUUACACAAAAAUAUGAUCCGAUCUACGAACAGCAAUAUACAGACGUAGAUCAAGGUGCAGAGCACCAACAAUACACUCAGCAAUACGAGGAGCCUCCAAACGUUACGAACAAACACGAUCCAACGUUUGAUACGUUGCAAUAUGAGCAGGAGUACGAAACCCAGGGAACAAUUGAACAAACGCUUGAUUUGGAAGACGGAUACGUAGGGCAACCUCACGACCCACAACCCGAUGUUGAAAUUGAGGAAGAAACUGCUGAAACUAUACUAGCGUCUUAAUGGUACCGCGUCGAUGCUUCACUCUGUCAUUAAUUUAAAACAUUUCAGUACGGUUCCUACCCUUUAAAUCUUGUCUAGAAUUACUGCUGCACAAAUAAUAUAAAUCAAUAUUCUAUCUACUUUUCGUUAACCUGAAAAUAUGCUUAGCACCUAGGUAUGUAAUUAUGACCGUUUUGGCAUUAGGGCCUAUGCACAUCGCGUUUUUUAAUCGUGCUGUUAACGUGUUUUUUUCCUAAAGACAUCUGCAGAGCAGUUCAUAUCGCCACACAUCUCGCGUUUGCACCGCGUCGUUUAAAUAAACAUGCGCGUUUGAUUUGAUCAGAAUCGCAGGUCUGUAUAUCGCAUCGUGUGCAUGGUCCCUGUUGCAGAACGGAUUUUUUCCACUAACACUAAUCACUGUAACUACUAUUAGCAUGUUGAAUGUUAGCUUGUUUGACGAACAGUCUGUAGAGUUUGUUUCGAGAACACGCCAAAGAUUUUUUACGUCCGUUUGGGACAUCUACACUGAAAUAAUUUUUGUUACGCCCGUAAAGAUUACGCCAGUGCGAACGGGCUUUAAUUAUAUCUUGUGUUGAAUAGCUAUAAAAUUGCCGAAAUGUUUGCCUUUAAUUCGUCGUUAAUAUUGAAUGUCUGAUUUACAAUAAAAGAGUAUUUAUUUA